Messenger RNA from Vitrella brassicaformis, 834 nucleotides. Lineage: Eukaryota; Vitrellaceae. The record is from the annotation of a GenBank genome assembly.
CAGCAGGCAGUCCCCAGCAGGAACAGAACACAGAGGGAGAAAAAAAGACGUCGAAAACAUGACCGACGAAAACAAUCAACAAUCACUAUGUAAUGCAUCUAUCAGUGAUUCACACAUUUGACCGAUCAGUCCGAAACUUCUUCGAACGAAAAACGGUACUCCCCCUCACUAUCAGAGUCAUUAUCAUCACUGUAAAAAGGAAUGCCCCAGGCUUCCUGAACACACACAGACACAGAAACAUCAAGACAUUCAAAUGAUCGUUCGCAUCGUUUUCCUACAUGCACUUCUCGGAGGAUAUCAUGGCAUUCUUGACAUCUCCGACCCCGAGGCGCACAAUCAUUGCAGAACACCUCUUGGCAAGGCUGAUGACCUGGGCGAUGCUCGAUUCUCACACUAUCACAAGCCACUGCACACCACCGACAAACAUCCGUCCCACAAUUAUAGCACUGCCAGAACUCCAUACACUCCUUGCACCCCUCCUGAUGGCAAAAGCUGCAUUCCUCAAGACCGCAGCCGGGGCACUUGGGCUCGUCACAGUGGUCGCAGAAUAUCUCGCACUCUGUGCACCACCACUGGCCACAUGCCUCGCAUGUUCCCGCCCGGCAAUUGCUGCACACGUGGUCGCCGUGAUGCUCGCAUAUCUGCGCAUCUGCGCAGCGCCAGCACAAGGGUGCCUGGCAGCUCUCGACAGAACAACGUAGUUUGUCGGACUCAAUGCAUUCAUCGCACAGGUAGCGCCGACACUCUGCCUCCGUGCACUGCCUCAGGUGGUCUCUGUGCUGGCGGUGUCGACAGGAAGCACACCUUCUCCUUCUGCUGCGGGGGACGUCGCCG